AUGGGUGGUACAAACCACACGGCAGUAACAGAGUUCCUUUUCCUGGGGUUCCCGGGCACGCCCUCUCUGCAGCACAUGCUCUUCGUGAUGUUUCUCACCGUGUACCUGCUCUCCCUUAUGGCAAACACCCUCAUCAUUGUCUUUGUUCUCAUGGAUUCCACACUGCAGACGCCCAUGUACAUUUUCUUGGGAAAUUUGUCCUUCCUGGAGAUCUGGUACACAACCACCACGGUGCCUAAAUUCCUGGCCACCCUCCUCUCCAAGGCUGUCACCAUCUCUGUCACUGGCUGCAUCACCCAGUACUACUUCUUUUUCUCCAUGGGAGCCACAGAGUGCAUCCUGCUGGCCAUGAUGGCCUAUGACCGCUAUGUGGCCAUUUGCAACCCUCUGCGCUACUCGCUCCUCAUGAGCCUCCAGAUUUGCCUGCGCUGCUCUGCAGGGUCUUGGAGGGGCUUUAUUGCCCCCCUUCCACCUACCAUACUUAUCACUCAUCUGAACUUCUGUGGUCCCCAGAAGAUCAACCAUUUCUUUUGUGACUCAGACCCGAUUUUUAAGCUCUCCUGCUCAGACACAUUCUUGGUGGAGGCCAUGGGCUACACUUGCAGCUCUGUUGUGAUUCUCAGUUCCUUCCUUCUCACCAUGUCCUCCUACAGCAACAUUGUGGUCACCAUCAUCAGGCUGUCUUCCCGGGAGGCUCGCAAGAAGACUUUCUCAACCUGUGCCUCCCACCUCACUGUAGUCACCAUCUAUUACGGCACCAUCAUCUUUACCUAUGUCUGCCCUCCCUCCAAGUAUAACUUCACCACCAGGAAGGUGGUCUCAGUGUUCUACUGUGUGAUCACCUCCCUGGUAAACCCUCUCAUUUACACUCUGAGAAACAAAGAUAUGAAGAAUGCGUUCAGGAAAUUCCUGCAACAAAAGAGAUUUCUCUUGUCCAGAAACAGGCAGGAGUUAUCAACAAAGGUGCACAAUUCAGAAUCGAUCCUCAAGCCAUAUUUUAAAAAGUUAAGGUCUUUCGUUUUCCAGAAAAUCAAAUUACCUCUGUGCCCUGACAUCCAUGUCCUCCAUAAGGUUAAGUUUUGA
Lepus europaeus (European hare) is the source of this 1083-nucleotide messenger RNA. RefSeq names its product olfactory receptor 6F1-like. Lineage: Eukaryota; Metazoa; Chordata; Mammalia; Lagomorpha; Leporidae. Gene Ontology annotation, cellular component: membrane. The record is from RefSeq and is a predicted model, not a curated record. Gene Ontology annotation, biological process: G protein-coupled receptor signaling pathway. Gene Ontology annotation, molecular function: olfactory receptor activity; G protein-coupled receptor activity.